UUCUGCUCCAAUUAUUUCUCCACCUGCCACUGAGACGGAAAACUGGGAGGGCUUAUUUUGACCAUUUAACUUGCUCCAACCGACCGCUUCAAUAAUGCAUGCAUAAUUUGACAAUUAAUACGCACGCCAUUGCGAUGCUCCACACAAAAAGGUCCCGGCAGGGUCUGGGGUGACUCAAAAAAGGGCAUCCUUUCCUUUCUACACCCGCAAAAGGAGUAAAUUAUUCACCCGCCGGUCUCGAUCAGAAAGUCACAUCAGCCGCUAGCCAUUAAAAAGGGUUCGUCUUUCGGUGUCCCGCCCACAGUCAAAACGGCAUCAAGGGCGGCAGCAUGUUGCGGCCGACCAGCGAGGACGACCAGACGCUGCUGAUAAACUUCCGCCUGCUCGAGCGCGUGCUGCGGCUCAUGGCGGUGUGGCCGACGGAUUUCAAUCCCUACCUGCCGCAGUACCUGCGCGGUCGGUUCUUCCUUUCCGAGCUGUUCGAUUUCGGCUACCAGCUGUUCUGGUACUUCAUCUGCGUGCACAUCGCAGCCUUUCACAUCAUGUCGGUGCUGACGGUCGACCUUAGCUACGACGAGCUGUUCCUCACGCUGAUCACUACCAGCAUCUACUCGAUCCUGGUGCCGCUGAGUCUGUAUCUGCGCCUGUACGAAAGCAACAUCCGGCAGCUGUACGAGUUUAGCCAGCGCCAUUUCCGUAAACGUUCGGCCGCCGGUGUGCACUACAUAUCGAUCAGCUCCAGCUACCGGUUCACCAACAAGUACCAGUUCUGGUGGAUCGCCUCCUGCCUGCUCGGCACGAUGCACUGGGCGGUCUAUCCAAUACUGUCGCAGGAGCGUACGCUACCGUUUCCCUGCUGGUACCCGGUGGACGUGCAUCAGUCACCGAUGUACGAGCUGGCAUACAUCUUCCAGGUGCUGGGGCAGCUGCAGGUCAGCCUGGUGUUUGGGUUGGCCAGUGCCCUGUUUAUGGUGUUUGUGUUUGUGGUGUGCACGCAGUUCGAUAUGCUGUGUUGCAGCCUCUCGAAUGUGCGCCAGUCGGCCAUGAUACUGAACGGUGGAUAUGGGCCGGAGCUGCGCGAGUAUCAAGACAACUACGAGCUCGAUACGCGCGACUACGUCCUGCAGGAAGUGUUCCGCGAAGAUCUGGACACGGUGCAAGGCACCAAAACGGCAUCCAGGCUCGAUCAGCUGAGUCCCGCUCAAAGUUAUCUGAUGGAACUUGCCCCUGAACUGACCUGCGUGAUGGAGGACUGCAUUCAGCAUCAUCUGAUAUUGCUGCGCUUCUGUCAGCUGCUCGAAAACUGCUACCAUCCUUACGUCCUGCUGAAGCUGCUUCAAAUUCUACUGCUUCUUUGCUUUCUCUCCUUCAUGGCAACGGAAAGUUUGUCGACGAUGAAGUUAAUUAACGUGCUCGAGUACUUCAUGCUCUCGAUAACGGAACUGUAUCUGUACUGCUUUCUUGGUCAGACCCUCAAGAACCAGGGCUUGAAGGUGGGUGACGCACUGUGGAAGUCUCCGUGGCAUCUGUGCGGAGCUUCCUACCGACGCCGGCUGUUGAUAAUCCUGAUGAAUGCUCAACGACCGGUACGGUUGACUGGUUUAAAGCUGUACGAGCUGAACCUGGAAACGUAUUACACGGUGGGUGGUAUUUUCCCGUAA
Molecule: messenger RNA, 1661 nt
Organism: Anopheles coluzzii
Lineage: Eukaryota; Metazoa; Arthropoda; Insecta; Diptera; Culicidae
Gene: Or83a
Product: odorant receptor 83a
Exons: 3
Coding region: 330-1661 (443 amino acids)
Biological process (GO): sensory perception of smell; detection of chemical stimulus involved in sensory perception of smell
Cellular component (GO): plasma membrane
Molecular function (GO): odorant binding; olfactory receptor activity
Source: RefSeq, a predicted model, not a curated record